This is a messenger RNA of Erinaceus europaeus (western European hedgehog), 1227 nucleotides long. It is a transcript of the gene UTS2R, whose product is annotated as urotensin 2 receptor. Gene Ontology annotation, molecular function: urotensin II receptor activity. The record is from RefSeq and is a predicted model, not a curated record. The transcript has a single exon. Lineage: Eukaryota; Metazoa; Chordata; Mammalia; Eulipotyphla; Erinaceidae. Gene Ontology annotation, cellular component: membrane. Bases 39 to 1154 code for a protein of 371 amino acids. Gene Ontology annotation, biological process: regulation of blood pressure; neuropeptide signaling pathway; blood vessel diameter maintenance.
CCCUGGCUCAUCUACAUGCCUAGGACCUGGCAGCAGAGAUGGCACUGAAUCCAGAGCCGGUGGGUAGCAUCCCCGAGGAGCUAGGCCUCAUGGACAGCCCCAGUACACCCCCCAACAGCUCGUGGGCCAGCCCGACACAGCCCAGCACCCUGGAGGACCUGGUGGCUGUGGGCACCCUUGGGGCACUGCUCUCAGCCAUGGGCCUAGUGGGUAUGGUUGGCAACGUGUACACACUGGUGGCCACCUGCCGCUGCCCCCAUGCUGCUGCCUCCUUGCGUGUCUAUGUGGUCAGCCUGGCGCUGGCUGACCUGCUCUACCUGCUGGGCAUCCCCUUCAUUGUGGCCACCUAUGUCACCAGGCAGUGGCACUUCGGCACGGCGGGCUGCCGUGUGCUCUUCAGCCUAGACUUCUUAACCAUGCACGCCAGCAUCUUUACACUGACCGUCAUGAGUGGCGAGCGCUGUGCUGCCGUGCUGCGGCCACUGGACACCCUGCGCCGCUCCAAGAGCCACCAGAAGCGGCUGGCACUGGGCAGCUGGGUGCUGGCACUGCUGCUGGCAUUGCCCAUGAUGUUGGCCAUCCGGCUGGUGCGCCAGGGUCCCAAGCACCUCUGCCUGCCGUCGUGGGGCCCACAUGCCCACCGCGCCUACCUCACACUGCUCUUCAGCACCAGCAUCGUGGGGCCUGGUCUGGUCAUUGCGCUGCUCUAUGGCCGCCUAGCGUGGGCCUACUGGCACUCCCAGCAGGCAUCCCUGGCCCGGCCACAGCGGCUGCCCAAUCCACGGGUGCCGCGCCUCCUCUUGGGCAUCGUGCUGCUCUUCUGGGCCUGCUUCCUGCCCUUCUGGCUGUGGCAGCUCCUGGCCCAAUACAGGGGGGUCCUGCCGCUGGCCCCCCGAUCCGCACGCAUCGUGAACUACCUGACCACCUGUCUCACCUAUGCUAACAGCUGCGUGAAUCCCUUCCUCUACACACUGCUCACCCAGAAUUUCCGGCAGCGCCGGCAGCAUAUCCCAGGGAUCGGGGCCCCACGCCCCUGCCCAUCCAGCCUGGGCCACUUGGUGUGCAGCUCCGGUCACUCCCAGUCCUCCAGCAGCCUGCUGGCCUUGAAGACCAUCACACUGUCCCAGGCUGCCCCUGCUGGGGGCUGGGCCUGAGUAGGCACCUAGCCAGUGAGCUGGGGUGAGUAAAGUCCUCCAGGGAAGGUCUGUCUCUCUGGAGCCCACCCAG